Molecule: messenger RNA, 198 nt
Organism: Miscanthus lutarioriparius
Lineage: Eukaryota; Viridiplantae; Streptophyta; Magnoliopsida; Poales; Poaceae
Source: the annotation of a GenBank genome assembly
AUGACCGAACAAGAAGCGAGGCAGAUACUGGGUGUCUCGGAGAAUUCAACGUGGGAAGAGAUUGUACAGCGAUACGAUAACUUGUUUGAAAGAAACGCCAAAUCUGGGAGCUUUUACCUCCAAUCGAAGGUUCACCGGGCCAAGGAGUGCCUAGAAACAGUGUACCAAAAGAACAAACAAGAUGAGCCUCCUAAUUGA